AUGGCUCAUUCAUGUUAUUAUCCAUGCACUUUUAAACUACACGAAUCAGGGAAUCUCAGAACGCUUGGCAGCUGCGAAGAAAAUUUUGAAGCAUGGACAAAAGAUGGUUCUAAAAGUGAAAAAGCAAAAUUUUUUAAAAACUGCAUUCAUAAAUCUGUUUUCAAUCAAGACAAAACUACGGAAAUUAUUGACAUAGUGAUUUCUCCUGAAUUGCACCUAUUAAUUGGAAUAGUGAAUCAUUUAGUCAAACACAUGCUGUCGUCAAGUUUUCAAAAUAUAAGUCUAGCAUGGAUCAAGGCCUGCAAUGUUUCAAGGGAUGUUAGAUACGGUGAUCAACCAUGUUUUGCUGGAAAUUCUUGCAAGACUUUAUUGGAUAAUAUCGAUAAAUUGCGAUCGAUGUGUAACAGGAUUAAUAUUGCGUGCUUGGAUUUUGUCACAUGUUUUGAUUAUUUAAAAAAAGUGGUUGAUUCAUGUUUCUUAAAUGAGCUGGACCCAAAUUAUCAAAUGUACAUAAAUCAAUUCAAAACAACCUACUUAAAUUUAAAUAUUAGUGUGACACCAUGGUUUGCAAAAGUUCACGCAGUUUUUUACCAUGUUGCUGAAUCUUGCAAGAAAACUGGAAGAGGCCUCGGUUAUUACAGCGAGCAGGCGAUGGAGUCUGUCCAUCACGAUUUUAAUGAAUUAUGGAAAAGAUUCAAAGUUGAUAUUAACAAUGCAAGAUAUGGUUGUCAAUUAUUAAAGGCUGUUUCUCAAUAUAAUAGUUUCAAUGUAUAA
Molecule: messenger RNA, 774 nt
Organism: Brassicogethes aeneus
Lineage: Eukaryota; Metazoa; Arthropoda; Insecta; Coleoptera; Nitidulidae
Source: the annotation of a GenBank genome assembly